UCUGGUCGAUAGGAUCUCAACCCAAUUUUGAAACAAGGGCAAAACGUUGUCAGUGACCUUGUCGGUCGGAAGCCAUAGUAGCCAAUAGCCAUAGUAGAUGCAUCAGACCGGACCGAGUUGGUCUGAUGCAUCUUUGAUCCUAAAUCGGGCCGGGGUUCAAUUGGCAGUUCGUAUUUACCAACCUCGAGGUCGGUCAUGGCGACCAAUGAUGAGACGCUGUGCCUUUUGGAGCGAGAGGGUGACGCCAUGGUGGCUCUUGAAGGCGACGCCUACCUUCCUCUCGGCCUUCUUCAUCCCUUACUCAUCAACUCGGCCACCCUCCUCUCUCUUUAUAAGCGGAUCGAGGGCGAUCGGCCGCAGAGCAGCGGCGGAUUAGAUCGGCGGCGAGUAAUCAAUCAAUCAAUCAAUCAGUCGAUGGGGAGGUCGCCGUGCUGCGAGAAGGCGCACACGAACAAGGGGGCGUGGACGAAGGAGGAGGACGACCGGCUAGUCGCCUACAUCCGAGCCCACGGCGAAGGCUGCUGGCGGUCGCUGCCCAAGGCCGCCGGCCUCCUCCGCUGCGGCAAGAGCUGCCGCCUCCGGUGGAUCAACUACCUCCGCCCAGACCUCAAGCGCGGAAACUUCACCGACGACGAGGACGAGCUCAUUAUCCACCUCCACGCUCUCCUCGGCAACAAAUGGUCGCUGAUAGCCGCGCGGCUGCCGGGGAGAACCGAUAACGAGAUCAAGAACUACUGGAACACUCACAUCAGGAGGAAGCUACUGAGCAGGGGAGUCGAUCCGGUGACUCACCGGCCGAUCGCCGAUUCGACCGAAAAGAAGCCUCCUUCCGCGAUCGGAUUCAUGUCAAAUCAAACGGAAGUCAAGAAGGAAGACAAGACCACCUCCAUCCCCACCCCCACCGCCGCCACCAGCAGUAGCAGCGAGGAAUAUGAGUCCCCGGCAUGGCGGCGGCAGCGGAAGCCCAAGUUGCCGGACCUCAACCUUGAGCUAUGCAUUGCGCCUCCCUUUCCCAGCCAGCUCGAAGGUGAUCGAAUGCUCACAAAGGAAGAGGAAGAAGACCAAGAACAAAGAAGAAUUGAAGGCUUCUACUUCAGCUGACGAUACACUGUAAGCUUUAACUAUCAUAGAGAUGGAUAAACCUCCACCAGAGGCUCUCAUUCUAGAGGAGUGUUGGAUCUUGUGAAUUUACUAGUUUUUAUUAAAUUAAUUCAGUUAUUGGUGAUGAA
Molecule: messenger RNA, 1229 nt
Organism: Zingiber officinale
Lineage: Eukaryota; Viridiplantae; Streptophyta; Magnoliopsida; Zingiberales; Zingiberaceae
Product: myb-related protein 308-like
Exons: 2
Coding region: 196-1101 (301 amino acids)
Source: RefSeq, a predicted model, not a curated record